AAUGUGCGGUAGAAAAGUUUUUAUUUAUGGCAACAGCUCUAAGAACUUUUAAAUACCCUAUCUAUCUGAAAAGUGUAUUUUCGCUCUCUCGUCUGUGAAGUGUUUUUCAAAAUAACAAUGAUUUUGAAUCAUGUUAUGAGUAUACUGAAAAGGACAGCAUGUCCACAGAUUUCAGUCAGCUUAAGUAAGCAUACUUUGCCAGAUCUUCCAUAUGACUAUGGAGCAUUAGAACCUACCAUAUCAGCUGAAAUAAUGAAAUUGCAUCAUUCUAAGCAUCAUGCUGCUUAUGUUAACAAUCUGAAUAUUGCUGAAGAAAAGUUAGCUGAAGCUACUGCAAAAGGUGAUGUUGCAUCAGUUAUUUCUUUAGGACCUGCUCUUAAGUUCAAUGGAGGGGGCCAUUUGAAUCAUUCUAUUUUUUGGCAUAAUUUGUCUCCAUCUGGGGGUGAACCACAAGGUGACCUUCUUGAAGCUAUUAAGAAAGAUUUUCAAAGUUUAGAAACUAUGCAAAAUGUACUAAGUGCUGCUGCUGUUGGUGUUCAAGGAUCAGGUUGGGCAUGGUUAGGAUACAAUACCUGUACAGGCAGACUGCAGAUUGCUACUUGUGCUAAUCAAGAUCCAUUGCAGCCUACCACUGGGCUUGUGCCUUUAUUUGGAAUUGAUGUUUGGGAACAUGCUUAUUAUUUGCAAUAUAAGAAUGUGCGUCCAGAUUAUGUUAAAGCUAUAUGGAAAGUAGCAAAUUGGAAAGAUAUUUCAGAAAGAUUUUCUAAAGCAAAGAUUGCCAAAUGAAGAUUAUAUAGACUAUAUAAUUAGUUUUCGUUACAUGUUCAAAUUUCUGCUGCAAGCAGCAAAAUAAUCUCAGAUGAAUUAGGGAAUUUAUUUACUUUCCAAAACAAUACACACUCAAAAAUGUUAUGUAUGUUAUUUUUUUAGAAAAUACUUGUUUUCAAGAUAUACAUAUGUUACGUAAUUCGUAUAAUAAACUGAUAUGUAAACUGUA
Stegodyphus dumicola is the source of this 997-nucleotide messenger RNA. It is a transcript of the gene Sod2, whose product is annotated as superoxide dismutase 2. Lineage: Eukaryota; Metazoa; Arthropoda; Arachnida; Araneae; Eresidae. Gene Ontology annotation, molecular function: superoxide dismutase activity; manganese ion binding. The record is from RefSeq and is a predicted model, not a curated record. Gene Ontology annotation, biological process: superoxide metabolic process. Gene Ontology annotation, cellular component: mitochondrion.